Punctularia strigosozonata HHB-11173 SS5 is the source of this 843-nucleotide messenger RNA. RefSeq names its product cytochrome P450. The record is from RefSeq and is a predicted model, not a curated record. The transcript has 8 exons. Gene Ontology annotation, molecular function: iron ion binding; heme binding; oxidoreductase activity, acting on paired donors, with incorporation or reduction of molecular oxygen. Lineage: Eukaryota; Fungi; Basidiomycota; Agaricomycetes; Corticiales; Punctulariaceae. The coding region runs from base 1 to 741 and encodes 246 amino acids.
AUGGAAGUUGAUGAGAGCGAGCGCCUACCAGAAGACGUAGUGAUCGGUCAGAUGACAUUGCUCAUAUUCGCAGCCUACGACACCACAUCCUCCGCGAUAGCUCGCAUUUUAUACCUCCUUUCGAAGAAUCAAGCCGUGCAGGAUGAACUUCGCAACGAGAUCAAUGAUAUGCGUGAACAGCUCGGCGAUAUCGAUCCGUCUUAUGAUCAAUUAAUGUCGAUGCCGAUUUUGGACAGUGUCAUCCGCGAGACUCUCCGACUUCACCCGCCGGCGCCCUAUAUGUCGCGAGUUGCCACGACGGACACAGUCCUUCCCCUCGCGACUCCCGUCAUCGGCACAGAUGGGAAAUCCAUCUACGAAGUGCCUGUGCGCCAAGGCCAAAGCGUCUGGAUAGGGAUAUCGAGUCCAAACAGGAACAAGAGCACGUGGGGACCGGAUGCCGAGGAGUGGAAACCUCAGCGCUGGCGCUCACCACUCCCCUCUACGGUAACGGACGCCAAGAUACCGAGUGUUUAUGCCAAUCAGUUGACAUUCCUUGCCGGAAGUCGUUCAUGCAUCGGGUUCACGUUCGCAGAGAUUGAAAUCAAGACGGUGCUUUACAUGAUGCUGUACAACUUCAAGUUCGAACCUCCUACUUCCGAAAUAUCGUGGAAGAUGACUCCGGUGUUGGUCCCGUACAUCAAGGGGCAGGAUAACGACCAUCCACAGCUUCCUCUUCGAGUCAGCUUGGUCGAUCGUUAGCUCCGAGGAAGGUGCAGAUGCGGGGCCGAAAGGUGCUGGUUACUACCUUGUCGUACUUUUUCUGCCUUGUACGCCGCACUCUGAGCCCGUGUUAUGCAACAA